AUGGACGAGGGGGGCAAGUAUCAGCAGGGCUGGCUCGCCGUCGGUCUGCCGCCGGCGCCGGUGCUCGCCGUCACCGGCAUCGUGACCUUCUUCCUCUACCUGUCGUGGCAGAUGGACGAGUUCGAGGAGCAGCUGCGCCAUCGCACCCAGGCAGGCUUCUGGGUGCUCAUGGUGCUGGGGCUCCUCGCCCUGGGCUUGCUCGCGCAGCACGUGCUGUUCGACGGAGAGGGGAGGGUUGCCGUGCCGGCGGCAUGGCGAGGCCAGCCCGAGGGCGGCUCCGGCACGUCGCCGUGGGGCGUCGCGGCCCUUGUGGCUCUGCUGCUGGUGCUAGUGUCUCACAGGUCCGAUUUCCAGAUAUUCAAGCCCCCGGGGUUUAGAUGA
This is a messenger RNA of Triticum turgidum subsp. durum (durum wheat), 381 nucleotides long. NCBI's taxonomy places the organism in Eukaryota, Viridiplantae, Streptophyta, Magnoliopsida, Poales, Poaceae. The record is from the annotation of a GenBank genome assembly.